Myiozetetes cayanensis is the source of this 1385-nucleotide messenger RNA. Its product is annotated as ataxin-2-like protein. The record is from RefSeq and is a predicted model, not a curated record. The annotation marks the transcript as partial. Gene Ontology annotation, molecular function: RNA binding. The transcript is spliced from 8 exons. Gene Ontology annotation, cellular component: cytoplasmic stress granule. Gene Ontology annotation, biological process: cytoplasmic stress granule assembly. NCBI's taxonomy places the organism in Eukaryota, Metazoa, Chordata, Aves, Passeriformes, Tyrannidae.
CCCCGGCCCCCGCUUCCGCUUCCGCCCGGAGUGGGGUGGGAGGAGGAGCGAGCGCCGCUUCCGCUUCCGCUCCCUCCGCGCGGCGCCCCCUGGCGGCCGGGAGGACCCCUCCGUGAACAAUGAGCAUGCGCAGAACCCGCCACGGGUCGCUUUGCGCGCGGAUCCCUCCGCCGCCGUGAGGGGAGGGACUAUUUUUUCUCUCGUCCCUGGGGAGGGGUCAGAGCCUCUGACCCUCCUGGGCCCCCCCAAAAAGGUGUUUGAGGGCGCUUACAACAACUCCAGGAUGCUGCACGUGCUGACCGAGGGAGUGGGCUCCACGGCCGAGGUUCGGGUUCGCAGCGGCUGCACCUUCGAGGGCAUCUUCAGGACCCUCAGUGCCAAGUUCGAGCUGGCCCUCGACGCCGUCCAUCGCCGGUCCUCGCCUCUGCCCCUCCCCCCACGGCGGGAGGAGAUCGUGGACACGAUGGUGUUCAGGACCCCUGACGUGGUGUUAUUGAGGUUCAGGAACGUGGACAUGGCCUUUGCCACCCGAGACAAGUUCACGGACUCGGCCAUCGCGGGGUCCCUGCGGCUCAACGGGGAGCACCGGGAGAAGGUUCUGGAACGCUGGGAGGGGGGGGAGGGCAGCGACGACUACGACCUGGAGUCAGACCUGUCCAACGGGUGGGACCCCAACGAGAUGUUUCGCUUCAACGAGGAGAAUUACGGGGUCAAGACCACCUACGACGCCAGCCUGGCCGCCUACACGGUUCCCCUGGCCCGUGAGGACUCGGUUUCGUGGCGUGCCCGCCUGGCCCGGGCGGCAGCCCUGGCGCGGGAAAUCGAGACCUGCCCCUCCCACCGGCUCCGGGCGGCCCUGGAGGAGGAGGAGGAGGGUGGGGAGGGGGAGGAGGAGGGGGGCGUGGUCCCCGCCAGGCCACGCCCCCCGCGCCGGCCACGCCCCCCGCAGCAGCUCCCUCGGGCAGGGACACGCCCCCAUCCACAGGCUCCGCCCACAGGUGAGACCCCCCCCCUCAAAAAUAUCCAGGAAUGAUCCAAAUGCCCCAAAAUACCCCCAAAUUGCCCCAAAAAUGCUCUCAAAAAUAGCCCAAAAUAACUGGGAAUUGUCCUUAAAAACUUCUCUCAAAGUGACCCCAAAUCACCCCAAAAACACCCCCAAAAUACACCCAAAUCACCCAGAAAAUCACUCCUGAAAAUGGCUUUGAAUCACACCCAAAAAUACCCCAAACCACCCCAAAACCACCCCAAAAAAUACCCCAAAAUUACCACCUGAACCCCCCCCAAAACACCCCCAAAAAUGCCCCAAAAUCACCCCCAAAACCCCCCCUGAACCCCCCUGAAAUCACCCCAAAAUCAGCACCAAAAACUCUUCCCAAAACUCCCCC